AUGAGUCGGCAGCUCAGUUCUAGGUCUGGGUAUCGGUGCGGAGGCGGCUUCAGCUCUGGCUCUGCCGGGAUGGUCAAUGUCCAGCGCAGGGCCACUACCUGCACCAUGCGCCGCAGCGGCGGCGGCGGCGGCGGCGGCGGCGGCGGGCGGUUUUCCGGAGGAGCGUGCGGCGGGGGUGCAGGCGGCAGCUUAGGAAGUCGCAGUCUUGUGAACCUUGGCGGCACGAAAAGCAUCUCCAUGAGUGUGGCCAGAGGAGGCGGACACGGCAGCUUUGGCGGCGGGGGUGGCAGCUUUGGGGGUGGCAGUUUUGGAGGGAGCUUUGGUGGUGGCGGCCGUGGCGGCUUCGGCGGCGGCAGCUUCGGCGGCGGCAGCUUCGGCGGCGGCAGCUUCGGCGGCGGCAGCUUCGGCGGCGGAGGUAUCGGCGGAGGUAUGGGCGGAGGUAGUUUUGGCAGCGGUGGAAUGGGGGGUGGAUAUGGGCCUGUCUGUCCUCCUGGUGGCAUCCAGGAGGUCACCAUUAACCAGAGCCUGCUGCAACCCCUCAACGUGGAGAUCGACCCCGAAAUCCAGAAAGUAAAGUCUCAAGAAAGGGAGCAAAUCAAGUCGCUCAACAACCAAUUUGCCUCCUUCAUCGAUAAGGUGCGGUUCCUGGAGCAGCAGAACCAGGUGCUGCAAACGAAGUGGGAGCUGCUGCAGCAGGUGGACACCUCGACGAAGACCCAGGGCCUGGACCCCUACUUCGAGGCCUACAUAAGCAACCUCAGAAAUAUGACAGACCAGCUGAAAAGAGAACAGACUACCAUGGACACAGAACUGAAGAACAUGCAAGAUCUGGUAGAAGAUUACCGGAACAAGUAUGAGGAAGAAAUCAACAAGCGGACAAACGCAGAGAAUGAAUUUGUGACCAUCAAGAAGGAUGUGGAUGCUGCUUAUAUGACCAAGGUGGACCUUCAGGCCAAAGUCGACACCUUGCGCCAGGAAAUCGAGUUCUACACAGUACUCUAUCAAGCGGAGCUGGCACAAGUGCAGACGCACAUCAGUGAGACCAGUGUCAUCCUGUCCAUGGACAACAACCGCAGUCUGGACCUGGACAGCAUCAUCGCCGAGGUCAAGAGCCAGUAUGAAGAGAUCGCCCAGAGGAGCAAGGCCGAGGCUGAGGCCCUGUACCACAGCAAGUAUGAAGAGCUCCAGAUGACUGCUGGUCAGCACGGGGACACUCUCAAAACUUCGAAGAUGGAGAUUUCAGAGCUUAAUCGCAUGAUCCAGAGACUUCGAUCUGAGAUUGACAGCAUCAAGAAGCAGAUCUCGGGGGUGCAGCAAUCCAUCACCGACGCCGAGCAGCGGGGUGAGAACGCCCUCAAGGACGCCCAGGGCAAGCUGAACGAGCUGGAGGACGCCCUGCAGAAGGCCAAGGAGGACAUGACCCGGCUGCUGCGUGACUACCAGGAGCUCAUGAACACCAAGCUGGCCCUGGACAUGGAGAUCGCCACCUACAGGCAGCUGCUGGAGGGCGAGGAGAUCCGGAUGUCCGGAGAGUGCGUCCCCAACGUGAGCGUGUCGGUGAGCACCAGCCACAGUAGCGUCAGCGGAGGCGGUGGCCGAGGCGGCGGCGGCGGCUACGGCUCGGGCUCCGGCUUUGGCGGCGGCCGGGGGGCUGGCGGCGAGGGCGCCGGGGGCAGCUUCGGCUCCUCCGAAGGCCGGGGCUCCAGCAUCGGGGGCGCCUCGGGCUCCGGGGACACCAAGACCACCAGCGGCAGCUCCAGCGUGAAGUUCGCGUCCACCAGCUAUUCCCGAAUGGUCAGAUGAAGCGCUGGCCUCGAGUUAGCUCUCCCUCUCCCUCACCACCAGAAGCGCUGGGCCAGGCCGAGGUGGACUGCUCCAGCCUUGGAGGAGAAAGAGCUAUGGUUACUUGCGUGGGGCCAUCGUCCUCCAGCUCUCCCCUUCUGCUCUGCUUCCUGAAGGACUUUAGCUCAGUGGCACACUCAGUCCCUGGCUAUGCCCCUGCUUUGUGAUGCUCCGAAGAUCAGCCACCACCACCACACUCCCGCGCGUCCCCAAGCCGGCUGAGGGCUGGCGAGCCCCGGCUUCCUUCCCCUGCACCCAGCCCCCUUCUCGCCCCACUUCCCCCAGCCAGUUCUGCUGCUUGGUGAUGCACAAGGUGGAAGCACAUUCUCCCGGAGAGUCUCAAACUCCCGUUUCUUUGUGUUGCUACAAUAAACCGCAUUUGCAAUUC
Molecule: messenger RNA, 2230 nt
Organism: Condylura cristata (star-nosed mole)
Lineage: Eukaryota; Metazoa; Chordata; Mammalia; Eulipotyphla; Talpidae
Gene: KRT1
Product: keratin 1, type II
Exons: 10
Coding region: 1-1803 (600 amino acids)
Biological process (GO): keratinization; intermediate filament organization
Cellular component (GO): keratin filament
Molecular function (GO): structural constituent of skin epidermis
Source: RefSeq, a predicted model, not a curated record